AUGGAGCUCAUAUAUAUCGGACUAGGAGUUCCGGACACCGUGAGAAAACUGAUGAUCGAUCUGCUGGGACCAGGUGAAAUUGAAGUGAGAACAUCAUUCGGAUGGAUUGCCACAGGGGAGCGUGAAUUCGGCAUCGGUCAGGGCUCGAUCCUCGCUAUUCUACACAUCGGAGUGUACAUGGAUUGUCUACAAGAGCAGCUCGAGAAAUGCGUAGACCCUGUCGUGAUCAGACAUAGUCAGAAAGGCCACGGAAUUAACAUUGCCAGCACCAUGUUUGUGGACGAUCAACUGGACGUGACAACAUCAUAUAAUGGGCUGGUGGAUCGUGCGAGGGUCUCCAAUAUGUUUACUGGUAAAUAUGCCACAGGAGGUGUUUUCGGCUCAGCGAAGUCAUUUCAGAUGUAUCUCGCUAGGUCCACGGAGCAUUACCCAGCGGUGCACUUAAAUGGAAUACCACAACCAGUGCAAAUUGUGUCACCAGAGCAAGGCUUUAAACAUCUUGGUAUAUAUCAAGGCGGAGAGGACCAGUGGGCGGCGUCGCUCGAAUCAACAUGGCAACGAACAGUGUCGGACGCCGAUCGAGUACAGCGUCUAGGGCUUUCGCUACCAGAAUUCCGUUACGUGGUGAGCCAUAUAUGGAUCCCUCGAUUGCGCUACCGCAUGGUUCUUGGCGGGUCCGUAGACGUAGCAGCAAAGGUGGAUAUAUUCAUCCGUCAAGUGGCGAGAUCGGUGCUACGACUGCCGUUCAACGUGAAUACAGCUGUGUUCUAUGAUAAAGAGAAUGGCCUGGGUCUGGAAAGCUGCGAGGCUGACGCGAAUACGUACCGCUUAGUGGAGGCGCUACGUAUCUUAAACUCAUUGUCUCUCCCGGUCCGUCAUGUUCUGACAGAGUGUUUAGAGGCAUACCAAACCCGAGCUGGAUUGACACGGCACCCGCUAGCUUACCCCAUCGCUCCACCGAGAGGUGCUCGGUCUUGGACUGCUCAGCUGAUCCGCCACGCGGCGUCGUUUGAUCCACCGCUCACCAUGGCAGUGGAGUGGACACAGCCACUCCAAACCCGUUCUAGCCGUAGCAAUGAUCGACCUCUCAUCGACUACACUCCCCCGGAGCAGCAGUGUUCUCUCGUCGCCAUCAACUGGAAGGUGGCCUUCAAAUAG
Phytophthora infestans T30-4 is the source of this 1158-nucleotide messenger RNA. RefSeq lists its product as uncharacterized. The coding region runs from base 1 to 1158 and encodes 385 amino acids. Lineage: Eukaryota; Oomycota; Peronosporomycetes; Peronosporales; Peronosporaceae. The record is from RefSeq and is a predicted model, not a curated record. The transcript has a single exon.